Molecule: messenger RNA, 2053 nt
Organism: Oncorhynchus keta (chum salmon)
Lineage: Eukaryota; Metazoa; Chordata; Actinopteri; Salmoniformes; Salmonidae
Product: GTPase IMAP family member 4-like
Exons: 3
Coding region: 190-1185 (331 amino acids)
Molecular function (GO): GTP binding
Source: RefSeq, a predicted model, not a curated record
GACUAUAGACCGUAAGCCAUUCAGACAACAAAGUGUCCCGGGAGGGGAGAGGAGUGGGGAAGAUAUUCUUCCUUUAACAAAAUAGCUACUGUAUACUUUAAGAUCUGAUGAAAGGGGACAAGCAUGAAGUAGCAUUUUAGAAGGCACUGGUUGUGUUAUCAUACAACAGUGAUAAACAGUGGUUUCAACAUGGAUUCAGAGGAGGUCAUGGUGGAAAUGAAAGAAACUGGAAAGUCGGCAGAUUCUCAACCAGGCCAAGCAGUCCCUCUUUCUGUGGUCUCAGGGUUGCGAAUAAUCCUGAUCGGAGAGCGAGAGGCAGGGAAAAGUGCUGUGGGCAACGCCAUCCUGGGCAGUGAGGUGUUUGACACGGUGGGGGUGAGAACAAGGGAGGCGGUAAAGCGGCAAAGAGAGGUGACUGAGAGGCAGGUGACGGUGGUGGACACGCCUGGUUGGGAGUGGUUCCCCUCCAGGGGCUCCUCUCUGGGGGUCCGGAGGGAGAUCGUCCGGGGCGUGUCGCUGUGCCAGCCUGGCCCCCACGCCGUGCUCCUGGUGGUGCCCCUCUCCUUCUCCUUUACCAAACGGGAGCGGCAGGUGGCCGAGGAGCACGUGGAGCUGUUGGGGGAGCGGGCUUGGGGGCAUACCGUGGUGCUGUUCACGGUGAAGGGUGGGCGGCUGAAGGAUGCCACGUUAGAGGAGGAGGUGGAGGAGAGCGAGGAGCUCCAGGGCCUGGUGGAGCGAUGUGGGGGCCGCUAUCAUGCCCUGUAUGGCAGGUCCAGGAAGGGCCACGAUGCCGUGGCGGAGCUACUGGAGAAGCUGGACAACAUGGUGGCCAAGAACAGAGGGGAGUUGCUCUCCAGCGAGGAGGUACUGGAGGAGGCCAGGGAGAAGGAGGAGGAGGAGGAGAGGAGGCACCAGGAGGAGGACAGGGAGAGAGAGGAGGAUCUGAGGAGGGCCAAGGAGGCUUUGAGAGAGCUGGAGAUGGAGGAGGAAAAAGAGGAUGUGCAAGGGGAGGGAGGGAAGGCCACAGAGGAGUCCACGAGACAGCAGAGAGGGAGGAGGAGGUACACAGAUGAAAAAUUAGACACAGGUGUGGAAAGCAGCUCAGCCGAUCCUACAUCAGCCCCACCACACCUCACCUGGUCUGACCUCAGGGCCAUUAGAGAUCAGAGAUGUAAGACACAAUAAAAUAGGGGAGAAGACACAGAAAGACGAAGAACUUCCUGACUUCCUGAUGGUCUAUAACAUUAUACUGACUACAGUCCAGGUGAAUCCAGGUGAAAGCUAUAUUCCCUUAUUGAUGUCACUUGUUAAAUCAACUUCAGUCAGUGUGUAUGAAGGGGAGGAGGUUAAAUAAUGAUUUUUAAGCCUUGGACUGUGUAUGUGUAUCAUUCAGAUGAUGAAUGGGCAAGACAAAAUAUUGAAGUGCCUUUGAACGAGUUAUGGGAGUAGGUGCCAGGCACACUGGUUCAUGACAAGGACUGAAACUCUUCUGUGUUUUUUGUGCUCAGCAGUUUCCUGUUUGUAUCAAGAAUGGUCCACCAACCAAGGAAGGGGGGUCCUAAUGUUUGGUAUACUCAGUGUAAUUGUCCAUGGACAAAUAUCAUCAGUUUUGAGAGUCUUAAGGUAUCUCUGAACUGGACUGAAAUGUGUCAUCACAUGUUUGUUAACUAUUUGAUAUAGCUCAUCUUCAUGCAUACAACACUGUGUGAAGGUUUUCCCAUCAAUCUGCAUGUUUAAAUCAAAUCAAAUUUUAUUGGUCACAUACACGUGUUUGGCAGAUGUUAUUGCAGGUGUAGCAAAAUGCUUGUGCUUCUAGUUCUGACAGUGCAACAAUAUCUAACAUGUAAUAUCAAUAUAACAAUUUCACAACAAAUACCUAAUACACAUACAUCUAAGAACAAUGAAUGGAAUUAAGAAUAUAUAAAUAUAUGGACGAGCAAUGUCAGAGCGGUAUAGAUUAAGAUACAGUAGAUAGUAUAGAAUACAGUAUAUACAUAUGAGAUGAGUAAUGCAAGACAUGUAAACAUUAUUAAAGUGACAUUAUUAAAAGUGA